Molecule: messenger RNA, 190 nt
Organism: Cinara cedri
Lineage: Eukaryota; Metazoa; Arthropoda; Insecta; Hemiptera; Aphididae
Source: the annotation of a GenBank genome assembly
AUGGAUACAACAACAAUAGUAAAAAGGUCUUCGACCUAUACUGAAAAUGAUACUUCAGUUAAUAAAGCGUUGAUAGCGGACGUAAGCCGUUUGAUUGGUGAGAAAAGACAACUAUCACUGUCACCGACGGAUUGCGCGUAUUCGGAGAAACUGAAAGAAAGUUCUCCGGAGAGCGAUGAAAAACAACCGC